CAGCGAUUUGCUGACGUUCUACUCAAAGAUGGCGGUGAUGAGUACGCCAUGUUUUUUUGUGAUGUUCGCGCAUUAGACAAAUUUUUUGAGAAUCGUAAUUCGUAUGAGCAAAAUGGCUGAUGAUGACCCGUGGUUAUUGAAGGAAGACGGUUAUUUAAACGUGGACAUCGAGUGCAAAAAUAUAAUCUAUCAUGCUAAUCUAAAUGUGUUACUAAUCACCACUGGCAGUGCGCAAGUAUACGUAGUUGAUGUCAACUCAGGAGAAAUAUUGCAAAAGAGUUCAUUGUCGGGAAAAUCACAUGGGAAACUUCAAGGUACAUAUUUAUCAAAUGGUGUAGAUAAGGUAUUAUAUACAGAUGGGAGAGGAAUUGGAGUACGUGGUGAAUACAAUGGUAUACUCCUUUUGGACACUCUUUUACAAUCGACCGUUUCUCGAAGUGAACAUGUUGUAAAGCUAGAGUUAAUGUUUUCUGAAGCUAAUUUGUUAUGUCAGUGUCUGCAAUGUGUAGAGCUACCAGGUGCAGAUCACGUACAAGAAGUGAUCCAAGAAUUAACAAGUAAAACUUUUAGUGUGGAAGCAAGUCAAAAGAAAGGGAUCAAAGCCCAAAAAUGGAAUACAGUAUGUCUGGAACUACCGCAUGGUUCCUUGAAGCUCGUGUGUUUGGCGCUAGUAGCGGAAUUGAAGAGAUUGAACAAACAUAUACCCGCGUUGCCAAUUGCUUCUGCUAUCAAUGAACGAUUAAAUGGCCUAUUACCAGGUCUGGCAUUAGAAGGGAGUCUUGCCGAUAGAGCGUUAAUGUUUAGUGAGGAAGUUCGCAGGGAAACUUUCUCAAAAUGGCCGCAUAUAAACUACGAAUGGGCUCUACCCGACCAAAUGGCUCAGUUCGGUUUAUACCACCACCCAAAUGGAACAGGUGAUGAUAGGGUAAUGUGCUUCACGUGUAAUGUUUGUUUAGUUUGCUGGGAACCAAAGGAUGAACCUUGGUCAGAACAUGAGCGCCACUCUCCCGUGUGCCCCUUCAUCAAAGGGGAGUACACGCAAAACGUUCCUUUGUCUGUUACCCUUGCUACCGCUCCUGCACGUGAGACUGGUGUCGGAAUAGACGUGAUUAGCACUACUAAUGUCAAUGGUCUGGUGGCUACAGCUUCUUUCAGUAAUGGUUCUGUAAUAAUAUGGAAUGUAAAAAAACAAGUGAAGAAGGAAGUAUUGUUUUUUGUGGCUCCGAUUGAACAGGAAAUAAACAACAAAGAAAGCAUACAGUUUGGUUCUAGCAGAUCCUUGUCUUCGUAUUUAAGAACGCUCAAUACAGAAACGGAUUCCCUGACCGAAUACAAGUAUCCGGCAUCUCAUAAAGUGCAGAUCACAGCGCUGUCUCUAGUAGGACCUCCUAAUUCGCAGAACAGUGAUGCAAAAACCUCUGGUUCGAUGCUUCUGACUGCGGAACCAUCGGACUCUAAAAUUAGGCCAUGUGUAAUAUGUGCUGUUACAGUGACAGUCAGUAACCCAUCGCAGUUAAGGACUUUAGAAAAUGUGUGGGCUGCUUCGACGCAUCUGGCUUCCUCGUCGUCCCUCGUUCGUGCGAUGAACAGUGUAAAUAGUGCUGCCAGUGACACUUUAGACAUAAUGAAGGUGGCAGGUGAUAGGUAUACACCGUCGAAACUGCACUAUUUGGUACUUUAUGAUUUCCACCACAAAACUACCACCACGCAACCGAUAAAGGAAGAUAAUGCAAAGGACUCGAAAGCGAAGAAGACACUGUCAGUAACCGGAACUAGCGCCAGUUCGAAUGGAGAACGUCAAGAGAAUCCCUAUCAAGAUUUCUUGCUCGGCAAAUUUUUGUACGAAGUUCCAGUGAUAGAGGAUGUAGAUUCAGAUCUAGUAGUUGGUUCGCAGUUUGAUGGUAUCUUUUCAGCGCCCGCACUGACCGCGUCGUCCUCCAAUGGAAUUUACUCAAACCCCAUUGGUAUUACAGUACCACCUACAUCAAGCUCGUUCGAUGCGAACUUCAAUCCUAUCAGUGGACCAGAACAUUUCGCAUCGACGUCCGACUUAGCGGCGGUGAACAAAAAGAGCCUGGACAUCCUGAAGAUAACGAAGACUGAGCCAGUUGUUAUAAAAACGUUGCCCAUCGAAGCCCCUGAUAACGUCAAGAUCACGUAUGUUGGACCAUCUGUCGAUGGAAGGCACGUCUAUGUGGCUAUGUGUCCUACAACAGACAGUGCAGAUUGUUCAGGUUCAAAUAACAAUCAGAUGGAUGUCGACGAAGACAAUGAAUUUUUCCCACAAAAGGGCUAUAUGUAUUGGGACCAUGAUACACAGUCCAGUAGAUUAAUCAACGGUGAAGUACACGAGGAAGCGGCCAAUGCUAACGUUAUAUUACUUGUGUAUGCCCUGGACUUUUCUGGACCAGUCAUCAAAAUAUGCUCGGAGCCAGUAGCCAGGCGAGAACUAUUAGCAGAAGAAGCACCUCUGGAACAUGUCUUCCUACCUCUUCAAAGAAAGAGCAGACAUCCACUGUAUGGCAAGAACACUAGCAAAGGUCCUAACACUAAUUCGAUUGUGGAACCUGUUGGGCAGGUGGUAUUAAUCUGCAAGGAUGGCGUGAUCAGAGUAUUAAACUUAUCAUCACUGAAGACUGUCACUGAAGCAAGAGUCGAGGGAAAGAAAUUCAUUUCUGCAGCUUAUUGCAACAGUUUGGAAAGGUUAUGCGCAUGCACGAGCGAUGGUGAGCUCCAUUUCUACAUCACCACCGAUGAGGAAGAUUCUAUAGAGGACAGAGAGGGUAUUGAUGAUGUUACUAUGAUGACAACAGAGGAGCUCUGCAAUAAGAAAAUAAUUCCCAGCACGUCCACGUCGUCCGGUUUUCAGGACUCCUUGAUCGCGCACAAACCAAACUUCUCACAUUCAGAUUUACGCACUUUGUACGAAUUGACGAGGUUUGACCGUGAGUCUCCUGCGUAUGGUGCUACUGUUCCACCUUGCUGGCACGAAAUGAUGCAGGGUAAAAAGCAGCGUCGACACCCGCAGCAACACCAUACGAGAAUUUGGCGUUUGCACGAUGAGUGGCCCACAUGGGAUGAGUAUGUAUUCGAGUUGACCCUUCCUCGAAGCGCGGCAGGAAAUGUUGGCCACGUCGAUGUGAAGUUUAGUGUAUGUUCCAAUCGCCAGGAAUUACCAAUUAUUCAAAUAACUCUACUAAAGCAAAACGUGAGGAGAAUUGGCAACCACAAGAUGCCAUUGACUUCGGUGGACGAGAGAAUAGACUUUAACAUAGGUAACGAGCAAAAGACGGAGAAUCCUGUGGUGACGGAGGAGUAUCAAAGGCAGCACAAUGCGGAAAUUUUAUGCGGGCCCAUUGAGUUGCAUCGGUACAUGGAUUUAACGUGUCGAUCCGGCUGUGUCACGCUUACCAGUCCCAAACUGUUCCGAACCAAAGCCAGAACUCUUCUUGUUCAUAUUAAGACUUUGGCUGAUCCAUCAAAGGAUGGCGUGACGAUGAAACCGAAGACUAACGUAUCAGCCAAUAAACCUUCUACUUCAAAGAAGUUGAGGAGAUUCGAUAUUGUGCGACCUUUUCACUCUAAAGACACUUCAGAACGAUUUACUGAAGACGCGAACAGCAAAAACUUUGAUUGUGAUAUUGCAUGCGAAUGGAUCCAGGAAAUAGCUAUCACCGUCAGAACGAUGCAACCGACUAAUGUACCAAAUGAGAAAGCCGAGCGUUGUGCUAUGUUAGAAUCGAAGGCAUGUUUCGAGAAUCUAUUAAGAGUAGCUUGUUUGGAAACAGCUGACAAGUCGCCUGUUACGCAGUCCCUUGCUUUAGACAUUUUAAUAUGGAUAACGACUAUCAGAUUGACGAGGCUUCGCAGUAGCCACAACAACGCGAAAAUAAUAUCGUUCGAAUUAAAAACAAUCCGUUCUGUCCAAGCGUGGUUACCUAGUUUACUAAAAACUUGUCUUUUACAUGCUGGUCGAAGCGUAGCACGCAAGUGUAUAAAAUUAAUUAUGCUUUGCAGCAGGGAUUUUUAUAAUUUAGAACAUCCGCCUUUUAAUUUUUUCGAUGAGACUUUAGUUUCUGUGUUGGUGAAGUUGUUACCGUCAAUCAUAGAGGUUCAAUGGGCUGGUUCAUUAAGGUGGCUUCAGCUGUUGAUCACUAGAAUCUUACCAUUGGAUAGAGAUCAUAGCAUCGCUCAACAGUGUGUCACUUUAAUACAGCAAAUCGCAACAGAAAUAGCGAAUCGAGCGAAUCCUUAUCAUUUAUUGCUUGCAACAAGGUUUGGUUUGUACAGUACACCUUUUGAAACGGAGCUGUUCGACUUGGACCCACCAAUGCCUCCAAAGUAUAGUCCGCUGCCAUCCGCAUAUGUGUCAGCAGCAGCUAACGAUCAGACAGUGACAUUGGCUGCAUCGUCCAGCACCAUGUUUUCUCAAGAUGCUAUUGAUUUGAGGGACCUACUCACGCUGCCUACACAUCCAGCUAGCGAACUGGUGAUGCCUAGUAAACUAAAGGCUUUAUGUACAAAUCAUAGUAUGAAGGGACUGUUAGAGGUUGAGCCGCUCCAUUUUUCUUGUCACGCUGUGUCGAACGGUACCAAAAUGGAGAAAAUAGAUCCGUGUAUGAGUAUUAAUAAUAUGGGAGCUCCUCUGUACGAUAGCACAGUGACAAACAAUAACGGCGUACCUGAUAUCAAAACUAUUCACCAGAAUUACAACUUGGAUGCUGGAUCGCUAGGACCAGAUGUUCAGGCUAAGUCGACACCUAUAUUAAGCGAUCUGCUUAGUCUCUGUACAGGAAGAGCGUUAAAGAAGCCAGCUUCGCAACUGAUGUUUACGCCUGAUAAUCAAUCAGACUGUGCCGAAGCUAACGAUAUGUCGGUGAACAAUCAGACGUGGCAUGACACGCAAUCCGACAUGCCUAAUUCGCAUAUAUUAAAUUCUGCUUUAACGAAAGAAAAGUCGUCCAUACAAAAUCUCGGUACUACCCUAAACAAUGUCGAAGACAGCAAUUCUAAAAAGCGGGACGACGUUGCAUUUCCAUGGGGAAGAUUACUAUGUUGGCCACCGCAGCAAGCAUUAGUGGUUGACAGAUUGCAUUCUGGGGCACGUCGGUUCGUUAUCCUGGACUUUGGAUCACCAGUACUGCUCACCGACUUGAUAAUUCCUUCCUGUAGUGACUUGGCAUCGUUAACAAUAGAUAUAUGGACUAAGAACGAGGACAUUGAUAACACCAGACUAAUUGUCACUACCGAUAUUGCAAGUAAGCCGUUGGUCGUGUGCGAUCUCCAACCGCCUCCAGUGUGUAGAUAUCUUAAGAUUACAACUAUAGGUCGCUAUGGCAUGACUCCAACCAUGUGCAAAAUACCAUUAGGACUUUUCUAUGGACACAUGGUGGUCCUACCAGGAGAAGACUACGCAGAAUUGCACAAUUCUCCUGCAACCUUUGAUAAUUUCAAUGCCUCUGUGCAAUCCACCAUCGACACGCAGUGUAACAUUUUAUCUGCCCUCGCAGAGGAUGUCCAGUGCAGGUUCAGCUUGGCCACCGAACGAUUAAAGAGCCUAUUAAAUCCACUGUUGUGUUCAGAGACCACGAAUUUUAUGCAUAUGCAGCACUACCUUUGUUACAAUAAAAUCCCCAAUGUAAAUAAGGAGCAGCCGUCUACGAAAAUAUUGGCAACUUAUCAGGAAUGUAUAAUGUUUCAACAUCAGUUAAAUGUUGUACAUAGCGUGUGGAGACGUUUGGAGUCCUGGAGAGGCUCUCGGAGCGUACCAUCGAUGCUUCUAUCGAAUGCACCUAGUGACAAACUGCGAGUUUUAGGGGAGACAUUGCUCGAUAUUCUUUUAUACACUGUGUACGAAGUCGGCCCCGUACCAAGUAUUCCGAUGUCCAUUUGUGACGUCUUUACGCCUACAGUGUGCGAAAAGUUUUUCCACUCGAUUUGCGUGGUCACGCCAGCCCCGCGCUUGCAGUUGUACGCUGUCGCACUUUUAGCACGCAUGGCUGGUCAUCAACCUUGGUGGGGUAACUUCUUGUCCAAUACGCUGAUCAACCUGUACUCGUCCUCAUCCACGCACAUAUUUCCUCAGGAUAGGGUAUUCAUUCUGCUAACGUACCUUGGACGUAAAUUGCUAAUCGCUGGUGUCAAUAGAUCCUCGGUGAUAGACGCGAUGGUUCGCACUCUAGGGAAAUUACUAGCACCGUUGUCGACUCCUCCGGCAUCUAGUGCUAAUCGUUUGGAUAUAACACUGAUUGGCUGGGUACUGCUCUUUUUGUCCGUGUGCUUGGACACUGUGGCCAUUCCGCCUCCCUGUUCAGAAGGAAAUGGCGAGAAAAAUAAAGACCAAGGUUUUUCGUCACGUUGGGAGUUCAUACAGGGGGAGUCGGCAAUGCAGAGAAAGUAUGGCAGUGCCAAUCGCUCUGUUAUUCCCUGUACCCACCAUAAGAAGCUACAGAGACGUAUAAUGCAAUACAAUCAACGCUUUCAAGAACUGGAACAAGCUAUAAAUGAGUUUCAUUACUCGUCACAGGGUUGGGAGACUCUUUCCUCGCAUACUGCCUCGUUAAGCAGUAAAAUAGAAACGAUGAAGACUCAAGACCGUUACUUCAAGAAGCAUUACACUGCCAAGCAUUGCAAAGAUCUUUUAAUGAUUCGAAAGAGUGAUCCGCAGCAUUCUUCGCGAAUUACACGGACGCAGACGCAGACACAAUCACAUAAACCGGAAUUAAUGGACUUGAACCUCGAGUACAUAUCCAAUCUGUCUCAUCAGCACGUUCUACCAGUAGCACGAGGACUAAUCGCGUUGAUCUUGUGCAAUUCCGCUAACGUGGACAUGUUCCUGUUAGCCUGUAAGGUAGUCGCUAGGCUAGUGAUAUCCACACGUCCUGCAAUUAGCUUGUGUGAGCUCAUGAGCGAGGAACAGCUCUUAAAGUUAGUCAAACUGGCAACGGGUAACUCGGACGCUGCCUGGACUUCUCACGCAGUCUCGUGUCUCUUGCAGGAUAUACUUGAAGCGUGCUCUGCGUACAAGGCAAGUCCUUCAGAGGAGAGUUUCGAGUCUCUUGCGACAGAGAAAUGUCAGCCAAUUGAUGAAGAGUCAGCCGGCGCGGCUGGAACGAGCGGUGCAACAGUUACUUUAGGCAAUGACGAGGAAUUCACAGCGGUGGAGGUUGAGGAAGAUACUCAGGAUAGUAUAGGAGCGUCCACGGCAGCUGCUGCUUCAACAUCAAAAUCUAAUGGAUUCCUUCCUUCUCUCAUGGAGUCUGAUGACAGUGAAGUGGAGGAUUUUUUGGAUGACAUCUUAGAACGAGGUAGAAACAUGCUGAAGAAAGAGAAUUUAAUGUUCAAGACCUUGGCGAGCUCCAGCAUUUCUUCGGCAAUGGAUGCAAGAUUAGAAUAUGGAUUGGAUAUGGGAAUAGAAGUAUCGUUGAGACUAUUGUCCACUUUAGGAAUGUACAAUUUACCUCAAAGUAUAAAUGCAACAAUACAUGUUCCAACAGAAUCGAAUCGUUCUCCACCACAACCACCAUUAAAGGAUACCACAGUUCCAACAGAAUCGAAUCGUUCUCCACCACAACCACCAUUAAAGGAUACCACAGCUUCCAGUUUGUUAAUGUUAACCAGAUGUUUCGAUAAGAUAUUCACGGAUCUAUAUCUACAGAAUGUAGGGACGAACUUGGAGUUGAUCUUGCAAUUAUGGUUAACAUUGUACUUGGAUUCUUCUUCGGAACCGGCUAACUCUUCGAGUCAAUUUAAUCCACCGCGAACACCUCUUGUUCCUUUGAAUUCUGCUGCUAUUUCCAGUCUCAUAUCUGCUCUAAUAUGGCAUCCAGGAGUUUCUCUGAGAGCUUGGUGUCUUGCUCUGGAGUGCCUGAGUCUUGCGACCAAACAGCCUGAAGAAGUAGAGGCUAUCAUAGUGGAUCGUAACUUGGGUCCAAUGCUUCUGCGCUUGCUUUCCGGAAGUGGAUUGAACAUUAACGCCAUGGACAAACAAUAUAUCAUGGCUGGACCUAUUGUAUGCCAAGCGCUACAAGACUUUCUCAGUAGGGUAAAAGUGAGAUCCGACAUCUUUAUAAGAAUUAAAUUUAAGGAGCAGCUGUUGUGGGUGGUGUACCAACUUUUACAGCCCGGCGGAGCUCUUUCUGCAAGGAGAGGACCUCUAGAUGCACAGUACAAAUUUAUCACGUUUUUAACAACUUUGAACUUUUAUCUCAAGAUGCACUUGGAAACCGUGAUGAACGUGAUCGAGUGCAUCGGGGUGCUAGUGUUUACUUAUGUCAGGGGUUCUGGAGUCGGGGUACAAUGCAGUGGUUCAGUGGAUUUAGCGAAUCCAUCCGGUGAAUUUUGCGGCUUGUUCGCAUGCGUACUGGGUGGAGAUGUUCGGCAAGAUCGUCUGGUUUCAUGGGACACCUUGAUUGUCGCUCUCAUUAAAUUAGUAUGGCAUCUGGCUCAAACACCUGUGACUGGUAAGUUCUCGGCAACUGAUCUCGGCAAGGGCGGUCGUGGUUCAGCAGGCGACGUCAACUAUGCACAGAUGUUCAUGAAUAUCUCCGAAACAGAGGAGGCCACAGUUGCAGAUCAGCAAUCUUCCUCUCGCAUGCAACAGUCUCCACCUAACAAAGCUAAUCAAACGCGGCCCCGGGUUGCUGACGCAGUUUUACAACACGAACCUACGAUGAUGCGACUACUGGGGGCACUGGGUCACAGCACUGGCUCGUCUUUGGCCAUGCUCUUAAGCAAGGGCACCGGAGCAGGAGCAUCAACCGAGCUGGAUGACAUGGCUUCGAUCCCAGAUGCCAUAUUCCAACUUUUAACCACGCUUACAGAGAAAGCCAGCAAUCGUAGUUUGGUCCUCAAUCCUCUCUACCAGUAUCUCUCUUCUUCGUCAGGACAAAGGGAACUGGAUCGUCAGUUAGGUGUCAUGCAGUUAUCCGAGCCACUUCUCUGGUAUAUUCUGUGGGUCUUGGACAAUGAAGUAUCCUUGGCGAUGUUCACAGCGAUGGGUGGUGUGAGAGUGCUUUGUGAGAAUUUAGUAAAGUCAGUAAGCGGAGGCAACAAUAAUUCAGCAUCGCCUGGUGUAAUCGCAUUAGUCAUGGAACACCUUUCAAACGCUCCUAACUUGGUACCAGCGGCUUCGACGAGCAGCAAGAAAUCUGUAAACACCUUGGAGGCCCAUGAUGAUGGCUUGCUAAAUUUUGCUCCACUAGGAACCAUAUCUUGGUUGAAUCCCACUGCGCAACCAGCCGACGUUCUGAUACAACAGAACACCACUCCUCAGAAACGAGCCAGGACUGCCGCCUGGUUGUAUCAUUGCUAUCCUGACGAAGCGUGGGUGGAUCUUACGAUUACAUUACCCUGCGCUAUACUACUAAGAAAAGUCGAGUUGCAGCCACAUCUCACGUCUCUAGCCACAUGUCCAUCGGCUGUAGCCAUUGAAGUUUCACGUGAAACUGGCAGCCCACUGACCCCCGUCUGUCCACCGAUGCCAACAGCAGGAUUAACAUUCAUAUGCAUCACGCUUUCUCAGCCGGAAGUAGUAACUUGUGUGUUGGUGCGGUUGUACAAGCCACAUGACUCGACAAACAUAAGUCUUAGCCAAAUCAGACUGCUGGGUACAACAGCGUUCGGUGAAAUAAAAACGAAUCACGAUACGAUUGACGAGGAGCAGCUUACAAAGACGAGCUCGCGUUGGUUGCGGUUGCUGCAUCAAUGUCUGUUUGUAAGCGCACUGAAUCCUAAUCUUGCUACCAAGGUGUUAAACUCAGCUGCCUCGGUAGAUGGACUGGUGGAGGCUUGUUGCAACCUUCUUUUGCUCUCAGUACCGUCUUUUUUCACACCGAAUUUGGAGACGGUCUUAUUUCAAUUGGGCUUGCACUCUAGAGAACUUGGACUACGAUUGAUUGGACUCUUGCUGAACAACAGGUCUACUCCCUUCUUUCAAGGCGCAAUAGCUACGCAAGAGACAUCAACGGUACAGCUGGUUGUUGAACUGGUACAACAGCUCUGCUCUAUACAAGACUCUUCUACGGAAGCUCGUAUGAUCGCGGUGUUGUCUUGGCUUCAUGCUUCAGCACUCAAUGGAGUCUCUAAACCAUGCAGCAGCCCUAACGCCAUCAGUCCACCAGCUGUUUAUAUUCAUUGUGUGUCUUCCAUCAUAUGGAAGGCCCAUCAACAACAGAACCUGAAUUAUGAUCUGCCAGCGUUGCUAACGGACGAGCUCUUUAACGCUCUGUACCAAUGGACUUUGACUUUGGACACAGCUUCAGUUCUGAAACAAGCAAUUGACUCCGCUCUAUGCGCCUUUUGCUAUGUGAGGCCGACGUUGUUCCCUUUGCUCCUUCAAAGAGUACGGAUCCUGGUAGCAAACACAUCGACGGACUACCCUGCAUCUAUGGAGGGUGAUAAGAAGGAAAGAGAUGGGCUGAUCGACGAUAAAAAUGCUGGAUUCCCCGGUGAGGAAUGGUCUUGUCGUCAUCAGUUGUCAGGGUGUAAAUGGCUAAACUUGACAGAGGGUCAGUUGUUGACUGUUGCCGCGGCAGCACGGUCCCCGCCUGGUAUUCAACAGUUGAUCGAUUCUGGGUUUCCUUCUCUGUUGAUCUCAACGAUCACUGAUUUUUGUCAUUUGGAGGAGUCCAAGCAGCAACAGCAACAAAGGAAAAAAUCAUCAUCGGAGGAAUACUGUCAAGGCAAUUCUGCAGGCACCAGUUUUGGUGAUGCUGAUAAAGCCAGCGAAACAUCUACACAAACAAAUAGUCAUUCCGAUGGUUUAUGUUUGACGGAACCAGACAGCAUAGCAAUGGUGUUAGAGUUCUUGACAUUGGUAUGCUCAGAGGGCAGGAUGCGUGAUUGGCUUGGCAAAGAGGGUCAUGGGUUUUGGUUGCCUCUCCUCUUACUCUUGAGCAAUCGAGUUGUGGAGAGUCCAUCUGUAUCCUCAUCAAGGUGUUCCAAAACGAGCAUCUCGUAUGCCACACUUGAGAGUGCCAUCAUUAAGUUCUUGUCCAGGUGUUGUUGGUGUCACCUCGAGAAUCAAAAAUUGCUAGCUAAGUUAUUAACUGAUGUCAUCUCGCAACAACAAAUAACUUCUAAUGCAUGGUACUUUCACGGAAUUUCGGGCUUCACAAGAAGGUUGAUCCUGCAAUUAUUACUGGAAGGUGAAAAAGUGCUGGUAUCCGUGACGUCGGAAGCACCAGUGAAAGUUCCAAAUAGGGCAGCAAAUUACAGUAUGCCUUCUAUGUCUCCGCACCCUGCCCACCCGCUGGGUCAUUACCAGCAAUUAUUGUAUAUGUCUACCCAAUCGACUGUAGCAGACAUAUUACAGCAAGUGUCUGGUACUUGGUUCCUACUAUUGCUGCCAAAUACAUACAAGAGUAACGAGACUGGAUCUACUAGCAAUCGAUCCAGAGAGGUUUGGGAGUCAGGCAUGGCUAUUAUAGUAAACAAACUGAGCGUAGCCGCAGGAAAUACAGCGAAAGAUAAAAGGGCUAAAGAAGCAUCGAAUAGAUCACAAGCACGUGGACCUACAUUCAGAAAGUUUAGGGCCAAUUCUGAGGCAUCAUCUAGUACGACGACCAAAACAACGAGCAAUAACGUACAACCGAAUUCUAGCAGUUCCACGAAUCAGCAGUAUUUGAUACACGCGUCUAGACCAAACAUCCCCCUACCACCAAGACUGACAAUUGCUCAGCUAUUGGCUAUCGCCGAAGACAGCGGGAUAUCGUUAUCGGAGCCUUGCUUGCAUCUCAUAUUGCGCCAGCGUAACAAAGAUUCAAAAGAGGACCUGACGAAGCAAAAUGAAAUCGAUUUACUAAACUAUAGGAGUAUAGAGAGUUCUUUGGGAGUGUUUAGUGCCGGUGGCGGGUUGGCGAUUCUGGCAAGGCAUCUGCCUCUGGUGUACCCGGACUCUAGAAGACCGCCGCCAAUUGCCGAGAAGACGCCCUCGUCGGAGCAGACCUGUACAGACUGGGUGGAGAUAGAGGAUGGGGAUAACAUGUAUGAGCUCAUAGAAGAGGGUGCGAGCACUUCUUCUCCGCAAGCGUCGUCUUUAGCUCCGUACGUUCCUCCACAUUCUCUGGCAGCGUUUGGCUUGUUCUUGCGACUUCCGGGCUACGCGGAAGUCCUACUUAGACAUCGGAAACGAGCGCAAUGCCUGCUGAGGUUGGCGUUGGGCGUCUCAGACGAUGGCGAAGGGGGGGACGUGUUGACUUCCCCGUGGGCAGCUUCAUUGCCAACACUACCGUUUCAAGUAUUAAGACAGGUGCUCGACGCUACACCAUUAAACACCGAUGACGGCAUACUGCUGCGCAAGACGACCAUCGAGGUCGGCGCCAUGCUCCUCCUGCUAAACUGUUUGGCGAUCUUUACGCAUCAAACCACCCAGAAUGAGAAUGCUGAGCAAAAGGGAGGCGGGAUACAGGGCGAAGCGGGUCGCAGCGACGACAAUUCGCACCUGUACUGGGCGAAGGGCACCGGGUUUGGCACCGGGUCCACCCAGCAGUCGUGGAACAUCGAACAGGCGCUGUUGCGCCAAAGAUCCGAGGAGGAACACGUCACAGUAUUAUUGCAAGUUCUCGCCAGCUAUAUAGGACCCGGGGGCCAGAAGCAAAGGGAGCUGCCCGCACCCUUCCCAGACUUGCUGGCGAUGUCCUGUUUGCUCCCAGCUUUGUCCUCGUAUUUGAGGAACGACUCUGUCUUGGACAUGGCCAGGCAUAUUCCUUUGUACCGAGCGGUGUUGCAACUACUCAGAGCUAUGGCUCGCUCGAACCAGUUGGCACAGCUUCUGCUGCCUAAGAAUAGCAAGCCCAGCGAGCCUUCCAUCGUGUCCCUUCUGUCCAGCAUGAAGGUCUGCGUAGAUAUCUAUGUCCAUAAGAUCAACCGCACAAGAGGCAACAAGUCGAAGACCUUGUUCAAAUAUCCGGAUGAUACCGAGCAGGACGAAGGAUUGGCUACCUUGAUCCCUGACAUUCAGGAGAGCGCUACCAUAGUACAAAACGCUACGGCAAGGUUGACGGCUAUGGACGAGGAUUUGCCUGGACCCAGCCCAGCGGGCCCAGAACUGCCACUGAGGUCGAUAGAGCAACGAUAUUUAGAAGUUAUGAAGAACUUGCAGUUUGAUACGUACGAGAUGAUCACUGAAAAUCCAGAGUCGGGGGGAUAUAAGUUCGCAGUCUCGUAUCACUUCGAAUUUAAUAUGAGGACAGCUGGUGAGAGAAGUCAUCCUGCCAGGGUCAAGAGAUUGGCACAAGAAGCUGUGACUCUAUCGACAGCUCUACCUUUGUCGUAUAGCAGUAGCGUGUUCGUCAGGUGCGACACGGACAGACUGGAUGUGAUGAAGGUGUUGAUAACGGGUCCAGCGGAAACACCGUACGCAAACGGAUGCUUUGAGUUCGACGUGUAUUUCCCUCCGGACUAUCCUCACAGUCCAAUGUUAAUAAAUCUAGAGACUACUGGUCGCCACACAGUGCGGUUUAAUCCUAAUUUGUACAACGAUGGAAAGAUCUGUUUGAGCAUACUAAACACGUGGCACGGUCGGCCAGAAGAAAAAUGGAAUGCACACACUAGUAGUUUCCUUCAGGUCUUAGUUUCGAUACAGUCGUUGAUCCUGGUAUCGGAGCCAUAUUUUAAUGAGCCAGGGUACGAACGAUCGCGAGGUACGACGAGCGGAGCCCAAUCUAGUCAAGAGUAUAACGCGAACAUUUGUCAGGCUACUGCGAAGUGGGCGAUGCUCGAUCAGAUUCGCAAUCCGUGUCCUUGUUUCAAGGAGAUUAUUCAUACCCACUUUUGGAUAAAGAGGCACGAAAUCGUCGCACAAUUAGAAGGCUGGAUAAGGGACAUGGACAUGCACGGGACGGACCGGAGCUUUGGUCGCACCCUUUCUUUCAACGCCUUAGCUUUAAGGAGGCACUAUAGAUUGCUGAGAGAAGAGCUGAACAAGCUGCCGACUCCCGAAGGAUUGGAGGACCUAGUAGAACCUCUGGCGUCCCCAGGAUCCCCUAUCGAGUUGUCCGGGACGCCGGACACCUUAACGACAACACCGACGUCGACGGCGCCCCCGGCGACCGCACUUUCCACGUCCACCAGUAACUCCAUCGUCUCGAUGAAUAACGCUAGUGCCAGCAACCACGUUCACCACGACAUCGACACGGACGUUGACAUGGAGAAGAUGGUUUCGAAAGUGUGUGAAUAGCUACAGGAUGUUAAUAGACAUUGUUGGACAUUUUGAAGUCUAUAUUGUUUGUGUUAUGACGGACAAAUCACGGACUGACCGGUAGCGGGAAGGGGGAGAAUCCUAUUAUCCCCGCGAAUCCUCAGACGAUUUCGAUUAGGUUCAAAGUCGGGACGAAGAGGGUCGCGUCAACACUUCCGGUUGAACAAAACGACGACACCAAGCCAGGAAGAUCGACAUGGAGCUAGGGGGUAGAGACGUAUGUCUGCAUGUGUGCUUGCUCGUGCAUGCGUGUGUAGAUGCGUGACGAAUAGGGGACAGAGAGUGCGAGAGAAAGCAAAAGAGAGAGGGAGAGCGAGGAAGCGUGACGAAUGAGAGAGAGAAACGUGUAGUUGACGCGUACACGUGAAAGUAAACGAAAGAUUGUGUGCAAGA
Messenger RNA from Megalopta genalis, 14593 nucleotides. The record is from RefSeq and is a predicted model, not a curated record. NCBI's taxonomy places the organism in Eukaryota, Metazoa, Arthropoda, Insecta, Hymenoptera, Halictidae.